Molecule: messenger RNA, 552 nt
Organism: Clavispora lusitaniae ATCC 42720
Lineage: Eukaryota; Fungi; Ascomycota; Pichiomycetes; Serinales; Metschnikowiaceae
Gene: SYS1
Product: Sys1p
Biological process (GO): Golgi to plasma membrane protein transport; protein localization to Golgi apparatus; Golgi to endosome transport
Cellular component (GO): trans-Golgi network; Golgi membrane
Source: RefSeq, a predicted model, not a curated record
AUGUUUUUCAGCGAUUAUAAGCUUCUAAGGUCCGACAAUGCUGCUUCGAGUCCGCUGAAAAUCGCCCUUCAGAUUCUUAUUCUACAGUGUUUCUACUAUUUGACGGCUUUGGUUGUGUUUUAUCUUGUAUCUCUGCUAAAUGGGUACGAUUUCAAUGUGGACUGGGUUUUCUCGUGGGAAUUGAUCGAGGCCGACAAUGCCAUGGGUCUCACGUUGUUUGCACUUUGGCUAUUUGACUCGCUUCUUUGUGUUUUCUUUGUCACUCUUAUCGUGGGACGGUCAAAGCUAGCGUGGGAUUUUGCUGUGACCGUCCACAUUUUGAACCUUGUGGUGGUCUGGCUCUAUACGGGGAAGUUUCCCACAUCCAUUUUGUGGUGGUGUUUGCAAGUUUUAAGCGGAGCAUGUUUGGUGACGCUAUCCACAUAUUUGACAAGAUGGAGAGAACUCAAGGACACGUUUUUCGACAAUAUGCUUGACCAGCAAGAAUUGGGCCAGGUCCGCCAUACAGAGUCGAUUCCGAUGACACCAAUGGCGAAUCAGCCGCUGUCUUAG